CAAUCCAAUCCGCUGUCAGCUGUCAUGGCAUCUCUCGCCAAGCUGUCGGGGUUGCUCAGGCGGUUCAUCCGUGUUUACAUUGCGUGAUUCUCGUCGAUCGCGCUGGCCGUCGUGUUCGCCGCAGAGCCGGCGAAAGCGUCGACGCUUCGACAAUGCCCGAAUGGAGUGUCACCGGCUGGCGCGCCACGCACGUCGUCGCUUACGUGCUGGCGAUGGCGACCUCCAUCGCUGCGCUGGUCUGUUAUCGCAACAUGAACGCCAGGCUUCAUACCACGGUGGACAAGUGCCUGCUCUUCACGAAGCCCUGGAUCGAUGUUGACGCAUCGAGCGGCAAGUGCCAGAUCGACUACACUCGCAUCGAGUGGAGCAGCGACAAGCUGUGCAACUACGUGACCUUCGCGCUGCUCGCUUCGUUCGUGUACAGCAUCGUCGCCGUGUGGUUUUUCGUCAUGUGCGCGCCAAGCCGCGGGUCGCAGCUGAAUGAGAGGUGAGUUACGUACGAGUCGGUAAGCUCGUGCGUGGGCCCGACGCGACGGUCAACGCAUAACCAUGGUCAAGGACGUAGCAAGAAAAACUCGGGCGCUGGGUCGCGCAGCGAAAGCUUAUUUUGCGAGGGGCGGAAUAAGUAGGUUAUCCACGACAAAAAUAUAUCGAACUAACUAAAACAUAGAAAACACCGGAUGCAGCUGUGCAAAGAGUAAAUCCUCCUUCGAUGCCAUUAUGGUCUGGGUUGGGCCUGC
Messenger RNA from Dermacentor silvarum, 740 nucleotides. RefSeq lists its product as uncharacterized. NCBI's taxonomy places the organism in Eukaryota, Metazoa, Arthropoda, Arachnida, Ixodida, Ixodidae. The record is from RefSeq and is a predicted model, not a curated record. Bases 153 to 491 code for a protein of 112 amino acids. The transcript has a single exon.